AUGAAGCUGGUCCUCCUGCCUUGGAUUUUGAUGCUGCUCUCGACAAUCCCAGGCCCCCGGCUCACAGCAGGUGCCCAGGAGAGCUGUUCCCUGCGCUGUGGGGCACAGGAUGGACUCUGUUCCUGUCACCCAACCUGCUCUGGCCUUGGCACCUGCUGUGAAGACUUUCUGAUCUACUGCCUAGAGAUAUCACCCUCCUCAGGCUCCAUGAUGGGUGGCAAAGACUUCGUGGUGCAACAUUUAAAGUGGACUACCCCUACUGAGGGUGUCAUCUGCAGGUUUAAGGAGAGCAUCCAAACCCUUGGCUAUGUCGACAGCUUGAAGCAAGUGCACUGUAUAUCGCCCUUGCUCUACGAAAGCGGCCACAUUCCCUUCACCGUCUCUAUGGACAAUGGCCGUUCCUUCCCUCACGCAGGCACUUGGCUAGCUGCACAUCCCUACAAAGUGUCUGAGUCUGAGAAGAGCCAGCUGGUGAAUGAGACCCAUUGGCAAUAUUAUGGCACGUCAGACACCAGGGGAAACCUCAGCCUCACCUGGAACACCUCAGCGCUACCCAUGCCGGCCGUCACCAUUGAGCUGUGGGGCUAUGAGGAGACAGGGAAACCCUACUCUGAGAACUGGACGGCAAAGUGGUCCUAUCUGUACCCUUUGGCUACCAACAUCCCCAAUACUGGCUUCUUUACUUUUACUCCCAAACCCGCAUCACCUCAGUACCAGAGGUGGAAAGUAGGUGCUCUGAGGAUCAGCAGCAGCCAGAACUAUCCAGGACAACAGGAUGUGCUGGCACUCUGGACCAAUGAUCACGCACUGGCUUGGCACCUGGGUGAUGACUUCCGGGCAGACUCUGUAGCCUGGGCCCGUGCGCAAUGCCUAGCCUGGGAGGCAUCAGAAGACCAGCUACCCAACUUUCUGACGGAACUGCCAGACUGCCCCUGCACACUGGCCCAGGCCAGGGCUGAUUCUGGACGCUUCUUCACUGACUAUGGUUGUGACAUUGAACAUGGCAGCGUAUGCACCUACCACCCAGGGGCUGUGCACUGUGUACGCUCUGUGCAAGCCAGCCCCAGGUAUGGCUCAGGCCAGCAGUGCUGCUACACAGCAGCAGGCACGCAGCUGCUGACCUCAGACUCGACAAGUGGCAGCACCCCUGAUCGCGGCCAUGACUGGGGCGCGCCCCCGUACCGCACUCCUCCCCGCGUGCCCGGCAUGUCUCAUUGGCUCUAUGAUGUCAUCAGCUUCUAUUACUGCUGUCUUUGGGCUCCUGAGUGUUCCCGAUAUAUGAAGCGGCGGCCGUCCAGUGACUGCCGCAGCUACAGCCCCCCACGCCUGGCCUCUGCCUUCGGGGACCCCCAUUUUGUCACCUUCGAUGGCACCAGCUUCUCGUUCAGUGGAAAUGGAGAGUAUGUUCUGCUGGAGACUUCACUGAGCGAUCUGACAGUGCAGGGACGGGCCCAGCCUGGGAAAAUGCCCAAUGGCACCCAGGCCCGUGGUACAGGGCUGACUGCAGUGGCUGUCCAAGAAGAUAACUCGGAUGUGAUAGAGGUGCGGUUAGACAGCAGGUCCCAGGCCUUGGAAGUAUUGCUGAAUCACAAAAUGCUAAGCUUCACUGAACAAAAUUGGAUGGACCUGAAGGGCAUGUUCCUGUCUGUGGCCUCUCAGGAUAAGGCGUCAAUCAUGCUGUCAUCGGGAGCUGGCCUCGAGGUCAGUGUACAAGGUCCUUUUCUGAGUGUGAACAUCCUGCUGCCUGAGAAGUUUCUGACCCAUACCCGUGGUCUCCUGGGGACACUCAACGAUAACCCCAAGGAUGACUUCACCCUGCGCAAUGGACAGGUCCUGCCCCUGAAUGCCAGUGCUCGGCAGGUGUUCCAGUUUGGAGCCGACUGGGCUGUCUCCAACACCUCUUCCCUGUUUACCUAUGACUCUUGGCUUCUGGUCAACCAAUUUAUGAACCAACAACCCAAGCACGACCCCAACUUCACACCGCUCUUCCUUGAUGAGAUCACACUCAGCCCCAGCCAGGUGGAAGACAUGACCAGACUGUGUGAGAAUGACCGUUUCUGUGUCCUUGACGUGAUAAGCACAGGGGACCCGAGCGUGGGCAAUGCUACCCGGAUAGCUCACCAACUGCACCAGCAUCGUCUGAAGAGCCUGCAGCCUGUGGUAUCCUGUGGCUGGCUACCCCCACCUGUGAAUGGGCACAAGGAAGGCUUGAGGUACCUGGAAGGAUCUGUUGUCCGAUUUGGCUGCAACAAUGGCUUCAGCUUGGCAGGGCCAGAGAGUAGCACCUGCCAGGCGGAUGGGACAUGGUCUACGCCUACCCCAGAGUGUCAGCCAGGGCGGAGCUACACGGUGCUCCUGAGUAUCAUCUUCGGAGGCCUGGCCAUAGUGGCACUGAUCUCAAUCAUCUAUAUGUUGUUCCAUCGCCGCAGGAAGAGCGACAUGAACAUGUGGAGCUCGCAGCCCUGAGACCAGAGCGCCCUUGACUGUGUGCUCGCCAAGACCCAGCCUUCCCCGGGGAGAAGCGCAAAGAACGUGUACCCUAGUCCUUUGAAUGUCACAUCUAGUAUCUGUGCCUUUAACACUAUGGACCUGUGCCUAGCCUGUCCUUCUGACUGAGACAUGAUACCGGAUAGUCUUAACUCCUGAACCCCGCUCCCAACACUCCUCCGUCAGUAACCUGCACUUCAUCGUCUAUUAUAGCUCUAAUUUCCCCGUCUUGAAGGAUGGCCUUCUUGUCCCAUCCAAGAACUGGAGUACCUAUGUCCCAAGCCCAGAAGUUCCUGCGUUGGAAGCUUACAUUUCAGUCCCUCACAUCCCAAAGCCUGAUAAACUGAGACCUGGUGCCUGCCCUCCCGUGAGGGCCCCCGGAGCUAAGCUGCCUCCAUUCCUGCCCCAUGGCCCAACUUGAGAGCUCAGGUUGGCCCAGUCCCAGUGAAGAGUGGCCUCAGAGCCAGAGCGGGGAGAAAGAGAACUGUUCAGCAGAGAAGAGACAUCUUUUGUACACCAGGCUUCUGCACUAACCUCUUCUCUAGUGUACUAAAAACAAGUUCAUGUUACAUCUU
This is a messenger RNA of Grammomys surdaster, 3062 nucleotides long. It is a transcript of the gene Susd2, whose product is annotated as sushi domain containing 2. The record is from RefSeq and is a predicted model, not a curated record. The coding region runs from base 1 to 2466 and encodes 821 amino acids. Lineage: Eukaryota; Metazoa; Chordata; Mammalia; Rodentia; Muridae. The transcript is spliced from 15 exons.